GUUAGGACGGAGCUGGUUUCUAACAAAGAUAUGAGACUCCAUUGCUGGAAUGUAGAGAAUGAAAACAAUGUCAUAUUAUGAACUUGAGAAAAGUCUUACAUAUUUUUAUUGUUCCACUUACAGAUUGUGUUUUUAAAUGUGUGUUAGUUGGUUGGUUUCUUUUUCAGAAAACCCCCCAGCUUUCCCAGAGUGUUGCUUAGAUAUUUACUUAUGAAACCAUGUGUAUCAAUUAUUGUUUGUAUAAAUGUGAAUUUAUUAUUUGAGUAUCGAUGCUGAAGGUUUUGGAGUAUAUUUCCUUUUUACUUUUUAUUUAUUUGUAUCCUUUCUAGAAGGAAGGAGCUUGUUUCUAACCAAGAAACAAAAUGAUCAAUAAGAUUUGGACAACAACAACAACAAAGAUUUGUUAUACAGGCGUACCUCAGCUUAAGUCGUUUCAAUUUAAGUCGUUCUCGAUUAUACAUCAGAUUUCAAAAAUAAUAUAUAAACAGAAAUCAAGGUGUUUCCGUUUCCGUCAGUUGCUUCACCUUGGUCGCCAUGUCCCUGGAACGCUACUUCGCCAUCUGCCAUCCUCUCUACUCGCGCCAAUGGCAGACCCUGUCGCAUGCUUACAAGACUAUUGCCGCUUGCUGGCUACUCGCCUUCGCUGUGGUCAUUCCCAUAGCCAUAUACACCAAACUGGUGUCCACCUGGAAUGGUCAGAUACAUUUUUGCAGAGAGAUAUGGCCGACUAAACUGGGCAGCCAAUCGUACACCGUUUUUCUCGACUGGAUCCUCCUGAUUGUACCCAUUCUCAUCAUGUCGUGUUCAUACGGACUAAUUGUACGGACAUUGUGGUUAGGCAUCAAAAUGGACGAAAAAAUUCAAAAAGAUGCAGAGAAGAGCAAAAAGAAGGAAAAAGAAAAUGUAAAGAUGAUCGUGUGCAAUGAAACGACUAAGAUAAACCAAGGAGGUGACCUAAAGAAGCAUGCUAAAAAAUAUACCGAAAAUAACCCGCGUCAUGAUGGCGCCGACCGGAAACAGAUAUCGAAACGAAACCCUAAACGUAAGUGUAACCAGAGUGUAACCCCAAACCAUAAUUCCAAUUUGAAUUUGAGUUCCUCCUCGCAGCAUCGGAAACAUCGGCGCUUGACCGGUGGAGGGGGAGUACGUCAGUCAAACAUGGGGAAGAGUGUGACCACCAAGAAACGCGUUAUUAAAAUGCUGUGUGUGAUUGUGCUUGAGUUUUUCGUCUGUUGGUGUCCUCUCUUUUGCGUUCAGACCUGGAAGGCCUUUGACCCACGAGGUAUCCGCCGUCAUUUGACGGCCGUCGGAAUGAAUUCUAUUUAUCUGCUUGCUUAUCUCUCGUCCUGUUGUAAUCCGAUCACUUAUUGCUUCAUGAACAAGAGCUUCCGCAAGGCUUUCCUGGCAACGUUCCACUGCGUCACGAAACGCCUGCCCGGUGGCAAGGACCAGCAGCGACACCGGCACCAGCAGCUGCAGUUGUUGCAACUUGAAAUGCAGGAUCAGCAACAACAACAACAACAACAGCAGCAGCAGGAGAAGGAUCAGCAGCUACAACAAAAACAAAAAGAACAAGAAUACGAAGAACAGCAGCAGCAACAACAACAACAACAACAACAUCGGCAUCUUUUACAACAACAUUGCCAUCUCGAAAAACAACACGACCUCGAAAGCGAAGUGUCUACUGAGACGACGAAAUUUGAACCGGAGAAUACCAGCACCGAAGCUGAUACUGUUGAGACAUUCGACAAUGACGAUGACGAUGACGAUGCUGUCAACACCUUCAGCAGUGAUUCAGAGAGUUUCUCCAAACAAUCAGACUAAAAAAACAAAAAGACAAUAAUGAACAUUUUGGGACAUCUCAAUUUUUAUUAUUCCUUUCUUAUUCUCUUCUCGUUUGUUCUUGGCUUCUUCUUUUCUUUACCUUUUGUAUUUUUAUUUUCUUCUCCCAUUCUCAGCUUCUCUCUUUUUCCCAAGUUUUUCUUCCUUUUCUCCCCUUUUUCGCUUUCUUCUUUUUUCUCCAACAUUUCUCUCCUCUCCCCCUCUUUUUUUUCAGUUUCUCUCCUUUUCCCUCCUCUUUUUCCUUCUUUAUCUACUCUUUCUCACCUUACCACCUCUCUGUUAUCUUUCUUUCACUCUACUUCUCUCUAACGCCACCAUUCACCUCACCACACACACACACACAUAUAAUCUUAUAAACCAUUCCAUAAAAAAACAAUAUUGUUCAAAAUUCUCAGAUCAAUGCAAAAAAUACAGACCAUUCCUUAUAAUUAUUAUUAUCGCCAUUUCAGACUCGAUAAAAAAAAAAGGAGAAAAAAACAGUAAUACACUGGGAUUUAAUUAAUUGACUCCGUCAAAAACUUUUCAAGAGUGAAAAGGUAAGUGUAAGCAUAUAACUGACAAUUAAAGGGAGUUAACUCAUUCGAGUAAGUUCAAACGAAUGAAGUGACAACUAUCUGUGUAAUUUCCACAAUUUUAUAAAGGCAUUGUUUAUUAAAGUAAUUGAUCUGGUGACACGUUACACUUGCUUCUGGAAUUGGUUAACAAGUUUUGAUAUCGGAAAAGUUGAUUGCAAUACAAUUGAUCGAAAGCAGCUGCUUGUAAAAUACAAUUUGCCGAGUAUUUGCAAAAUACUAAAAAUAGGAAAAAUACUCUAUUUGUGUAUCAGUCGCCAUGUCCGGUUAGUUCACCGUCAUCAAUUCAUGUUAUUUCUUUUUUAUUUGCCUUUUUUUUGUCAAAAUAGUUUUUAAUUAUUAAUGGUAAGAUACUAAACAGAUAUUUUCUCGGUAAACUUUCCUCACAGUGAAUUCGAUGGUGAUGAACCUGUAAUCAUCAAUCGAACUGUUUCCCAAUUGAUUUUAACUUAAAAACAAAAAAAUAGGGUGUGAUUUAUAUAUGGGCUAAAGCUUUGGUUCGUGUAUAAAUCACAACCCCGUUUCCAAGCCAAUGCAGUAUGUAUGUAGGUAGGUAUAUACGUUUGUGUGUGUGUGUGUGUGUGUAGUUGACCAUAAUGUCUAAACAGAGUAGAAAAUAUAAAAUAUAUAAAUGGGAAUCAACUUUUUCGAUAAAAUGUCGCAUAAAUAUAUAACUGUGAACAGACAGUUGGAGUCUGGACAGCUCUCCGGCUUGCCAACUCCCUGUCAAACCGUUCAACCCAUGCCAGCAUGGAAAGCAGACGUUAAAUGAUGAUGAUGAUGAUGAUGAAUUGAAUGGCGUUAAGUCUUUCUUUUGUAAACAGAAUCGCUUAAUAUUUUACUGUAAACUUAAUUACACACAGAAACACGUGUGCCAUGUUUAGGUUUUCAGUUCAAAAAACACUUCUCUUGGGGCCAUCCUAUUGCCUUGUGAAUUUAACAGACGGAAAUUGUAUGGAAGUCCAUCGUAUAUAUAUAUGUACAGUAAUCCCUUGCCAUAUCGCGAUUCAUUAUUUAAGUUUACAUCAAUUCCUCUGUGGUGUUGUUUUGCAUUUAUAAUAAAAUAAAUAUAUACAUGUGGUAAGUAGCUUCUUCUAGCACAUUAGCAGUCCACCUAGUGGCCUCCUUUAUACAUAUUUUUAUAUAUACAUAUACAAUAAUCGUUUGAGAUCUCAGAUAAUUUUCCUGAAUCUCCCUGAUUCUUUUAAUGUGCUUGUUACCUGGUACUAAAUUGAUAUUAAUUAAUAUCCAAUUUUUUACCCCAUUGUUUAAUUUAUAUAUAUGUGUGUGUGUGUGUGUGUGUGUGUGUGUGUGUGUCUCCCAGUAUCGCUUGACAAUGGUGGUGUGUUUGCGUCCCCGUAACUUAGCGGUAGAUAAAAGAAACCGAUAGAAUAAGUACUAGGCUUACAAAGAAUAAGCUCUGGGGUCGAUUUGCUUGACUAUAAAGUCGGUGCUCCAGCAUGGCCGCAGUCAAAUGACUGAAACAAGUAAAAGAGAGAGUACAGUACUGUUUCUAUUUCGCGGAUUUUCACCUAUCACGGUGAGUUUUGGAACUUAACACCUGCAAUAGUCAAGGGAAUACCAUAUAUGUGUGGGCUUGUCCCUCCCACCAUGUAACAACCAGUAUUGGUUUGUUUAUAUCCCUGUGACCUAGUUGUAAACGAGCAUCAUUGUCAUACAAAUGAGGUUGUUCGUUUCAACUCUUCAAUGAAAAAUAUAUCUGGCCGUGGGAAAACACCUACGUUGCCUGGAAACAAGUCAGGGUUGGCGACAGAAAGGGCAUCCAGCUGUAGAUGUUCCAUAAACAAUCUUGCCUGGACUUGUUCCUAGGAAGGGAACUGUCUAGGCGCAAUCCCAUGGCCUUUCAGAACCGACAGGGGUCAUUACCCUUUAUUAUAAUUUAUAGUCGACAACUUCCCUGUCUGGGUGUAAUUUCUCAGAUAACUUCCAAGACCUGCCUGACAUAGACAGACACACCCACACUCGUUACACGUUAAACCAGGCUGCGUACCAACAUACUCAGGCAAAUUUUCAUCAAGACCCUAAUGAGGAUCUCUCUAGCCGUUCAUACACAACCCAACCUUUGUUCAAUUUCUUUCCUUCCAUCACACACUGCUUUUCUCCAGUGUCUUCUUCAUUCAAUCUUCACAUUUUUAUGUGAAGAUGACUCUUAUCUAUUCUUUGGACACAGUUUGAAAAUCCAGAAUUGGCAAAAUGUUAAUGCUGUCAAUUAAUGUCUAUUUUCCAUGCUGGCAUGGGUUGGAGGAUCUGACAGCAGCUGGUGAAGACAGAAAGCAGAACCAGGUUCCAUUCUUCUUGCAGGAGUUCUAUGGCUGGAUGCCCUUCAAAUUGCCAACCACUUUACAGAGUGUACUAGAUGCCUUUUAUGUAACACCAUGGAGCUGGUAGGGCCGGGAGUUGUACCUCGUUCCAUUGUCUGUUGUGGCAAAGGUUCUAUGCUUGGAUGCCCUUCCACUUUACAGAGUGCCAACCACUUCACAGAGUGGACUGCGUGCUUUUUAUGUGGCACCAACACACACACACA
Molecule: messenger RNA, 4959 nt
Organism: Octopus bimaculoides (California two-spot octopus)
Lineage: Eukaryota; Metazoa; Mollusca; Cephalopoda; Octopoda; Octopodidae
Product: cholecystokinin receptor type A
Biological process (GO): neuropeptide signaling pathway
Cellular component (GO): plasma membrane
Molecular function (GO): gastrin receptor activity; neuropeptide receptor activity
Source: RefSeq, a predicted model, not a curated record